AUGACAUUGGGCAAACAGUACAAUCCGACUGACCGAGACCUGCAACUUGCCGGCCUUCGCAACGUUGGCAAGACGCGUUCCUCAGAUAGCCGCAGCUCAAGUGCUUAUGCAAGUCGCCACCAGGCUGCCGAGCAACGUCGUCGCACCCGCAUUAAUGAACGGCAAGUUGACGCCUUGAAACCUUGGCGAGCGUGCGAUAAGAAACUCGAGCUUCUUCGUAAGCUUGUUCCGCAUGCGGAAAGGGCCAAUACUGCCUGCUUUCUUGAGGAGGUCAUCAAAUACAUUGAGGCGUUGAAGCGGCGAACCAUGGAGCUGGAGACCAUGCUGGAGGCUGCAACUGGCAAGCCCGUUGCCAAGUCGCUCGGAACGCAAGGAGUGCCCAGCAGCGGCGCCUGUGGCAGCAGUGCCUUAGAACCCCACCAGCAGUCGCCACAGCUGCAGCUGGCGUCGGCGGUGUCCUCGCAGCUGGCGCACUUGCUUCCCGGCGGGGGCGGGCCGCAAGGGCAGCAAAACGGGCUGGGAGCGCUGUUCCCCCACUCGGGUGGUGCACUGUCCCUCGCUGGCGGGUCGCUGUCUCUUGGCGGCAACGGUAACGGGGGGGCUGCCAACACGCUGUCGCUCGCACAACUCACCGCGGGCCUGCAGGCGCACCAACACCUGAGUGGCGCCGCAGCGGCAGCAAGCCUCCUGCCUCACUCGCACAGCCAGUUGACGUCCUCCGCCUCCUUGACACAACAGCACCUCAACGACUUGCAGACGAUGCAAGUAAUGCACUCGUUGCACCAGCACCAACAGCAGCAGCAGCAACAGCAAGCACGAGCGGCCGCUGUGGCUGCCGCCCCAGGAGGGCAUCUUUCCCUUCACGCGGCGCACACCUCCUCUCACCACUCGGCUGGCCAUCCUCCUCCUUUCCUCCCUACCAACAAUAAGGCAUUCCUGCAUUUCAAUGAGGACCUGUUUGGCGGGCUGAAGCCGGAGCAGCUGGUGCCGAGUCGAAGUUUGCUGGGGGCUGCCGCGUCGACAACGCCGUCGACCUCGAUGCAGCUCACGUCCGCGCACCUACCAACUGACUCGAAUACACUGGCGCAGGCGGAAACAAGGCGGAAGACGCUGUCGGGGUCGCCUGUGUCCAGCGAAGAGAGCGGUGUACCCCUGAAGAAGCGCAAGAUACUGAUGCUUUAG
Molecule: messenger RNA, 1182 nt
Organism: Volvox carteri f. nagariensis
Lineage: Eukaryota; Viridiplantae; Chlorophyta; Chlorophyceae; Chlamydomonadales; Volvocaceae
Exons: 4
Coding region: 1-1182 (393 amino acids)
Biological process (GO): DNA-templated transcription
Molecular function (GO): protein dimerization activity; DNA-binding transcription factor activity
Source: RefSeq, a predicted model, not a curated record